Messenger RNA from Oncorhynchus keta (chum salmon), 1253 nucleotides. Its product is annotated as neurofilament heavy polypeptide-like. The transcript is spliced from 5 exons. The record is from RefSeq and is a predicted model, not a curated record. NCBI's taxonomy places the organism in Eukaryota, Metazoa, Chordata, Actinopteri, Salmoniformes, Salmonidae. Bases 1 to 933 code for a protein of 310 amino acids.
AUGAUCUACAGCAAAUCCUCUGAGAUAGGGGGGAGUUCCUUACUGAGAUCUAGACAGCCAGGUGAGGAGAGUUCCUUACUGAGAUCUAGACAACCAGGUGAGGGGAGUUCCUUACUGAGACCUAGACAACCAGGUGAGGGGAGUUCCUUACUGAGAUCUAGACAACCAGGUGAGGGGAGUUCCUUACUGAGAUCUAGACAACCAGGUGAGGGGAGUUCCUUACUGAGAUCUAGACAGCCAGGUGAGGAGAGUUCCUUACUGAGAUCUAGACAACCAGGUGAGGAGAGUUCCUUACUGAGAUCUAGACAACCAGGUGAGGGGAGUUCCUUACUGAGACCUAGACAACCAGGUGAGGGGAGUUCCUUACUGAGAUCUAGACAACCAGGUGAGGGGAGUUCCUUACUGAGAUCUAGACAACCAGGUGAGGGGAGUUCCUUACUGAGAUCUAGACAACCAGGUGAGGGGAGUUCCUUACUGAGAUCUAGACAACCAGGUGAGGGGAGUUCCUUACUGAGACCUAGACAACCAGGUGAGGGGAGUUCCUUACUGAGAUCUAGACAACCAGGUGAGGGGAGUUCCUUACUGAGACCUAGACAACCAGGUGAGGGGAGUUCCUUACUGAGACCUAGACAACCAGGUGAGGGGAGUUCCUUACUGAGAUCUAGACAACCAGGUGAGGAGAGUUCCUUACUGAGACCUAGACAACCAGGUGAGGGGAGUUCCUUACUGAGACCUAGACAACCAGGCGAGGGGAGUUCCUUACUGAGAUCUAGACAACCAGGUGAGGGGAGUUCCUUACUGAGACCUAGACAACCAGGCGAGGGGAGUUCCUUACUAAUUAGUGACCUUAAUUCAUCAAUCAAGAACAAGAGAGGAGCAAAAACCCGCAGACACUCGGCCCUCUGUGGAAUGAGUUUGACACCUGUGCUUUAAGUGGUCCGCAAAACAUAUAAAAUACUUAGGAUUCUUAAUAAGUGCCAACAAAUAUAUAAAGAUAACUUUAUUCCAUUACUCAACCACAUGAAAGCAGAUCUAAUUCAAUGGAAUAAUCUUCCCAUGAAUCAUACAGGGAGAAUAAACUCUUUAGAACGGCAUGGCUGACAAAAGGUUUUGGUUUUAUUUUUGGUAAUACCAAUUACCCCACCGAAGACAUUCUUUAAAAUGUAUACUCUGUCAAAACAGACUUUAUGGGCAGUUAAAACUCAUAGAACAUCUUCCCGAGUCUGAGGGUGGUUUUAACCUUCCUGAGUCUG